GCCAGACCUGCUCCUGCUGCUGCUCAGGUAACCCAUCUUGCACUGGCACCACCAAGGAUAAAGGGAGAACACCUGGGUAAACCCUUCCUGAUCACCUAGAAGAUGAUGAGCUCAAGUUAUUGGAGCGAGACCAGCAGCAGCAGCUGUGGGACCCAGCAGCCCACAGAGGUGCUGCAGUGCCAGCCCCAGCAUUACCACUGCUACCAUCAGUCAAGCCAAGCCCAGCAGCCUCCAGAAAAAAAUGUAGUGUAUGAACGAGUGAGGACCUACAGUGGGCCCAUGAACAAGGUGGUGCAGGCCUUGGACCCUCUUGGCUCACGGGAAGUGCUCUCCCCACUCAAAGCCGCUUCCUCCUACCAAAACUUGGUUUGGAGCGACCAUUCACAGGAACUCCAUUCUCCAACUCUGAAAAUAUCUACUUGUACACCAAGCACUCUACACAUAACACAAAAUACUGAACAGGAACUCCAUUCUCCAACAGUGAAAGUUACAACAUACCCACAAACCACUAUUAGGAGAUACAUAGUACAAAACCCUGAACAGGAACCAAUAUCUCCUUUCCUGAGAGGAGGCCAUUUCUUCCCAGGAAACAAUGUAAUUUAUGAAAAAACAAUAAGAAAAGUGGAGAAACUAAAUACAGACCAGGAUUGUUGUCCUCAAAUUCAAUGCCAUCAUCACAUUGUCCAGCAACCACAGAUCAUCCACUCUACACAUUGUCAGCAGUCCCAUUCGAACCACAAAAUCCAAUGCAUCACAGAAAAUGAUUCAACUUCUGCAAAUAUUGGACAUGAACUGUGCCAUGGUGAGCCAAGCCAGGUACACGAACAGGUGAUAAUUGAGGAUGAUGGCCCUGAAAAAUUAGAUCCCAAAUAUUUUGGAGAGUUGCUUGCUGACCUGAGCCGUAAGAAUACUGAUCUAUAUCACUGCUUAUUAGAACAUUUGGAGCGAAUUGGAGGAAGCAAACAGGACUUUGAGUCUGCUGAUACAUCAGAAGAGAUUGAAUCAUUGAUUCCUAAAGGGUUGUCAGAGUUUACAAAACAGCAAAUCCGUUAUAUUCUGCAGAUGAGGGGUAUGUCUGAUAAGUCACUCCGCCUAGUGCUGUCCACAUUUAGCAACAUACGGGAGGAACUUGGACAUCUUCAAAAUGACUUGACAUCACUGGAAAAUGACAAGAUAAGACUUGAAAAGGACUUGGUAUUCAAAGAAAAUCAAAUAAAGGAGUAUGAAGAACUAUUGGCAUCGGUGAGAGCAAAUAAUCGCCAACAGCAACAAGGACUUCAAGAUUCAAGCUCAAAAUGUCAGGCAUUGGAAGAAAAUAACCUUUCUCUUCGGCACACACUAUCGGACAUGGAAUACAGACUAAAAGAGCUAGAAUACUGUAAACGUAAUUUAGAGCAAGAGAAUAAGAACCUUAGAAUACAGGUUUCUGAGACUUGCACAGGUCCGAUGCUACAAGCUAAGAUGGAUGAGAUUGGCAGUCACUACAUGGAGAUGGUAAAAAACUUGAGACUUGAGAAAGACAGAGAGAUCUCCAAGCUAAGGUCUCAAUUAAACCAGUACCAAAAAGAUGUUUCAAGAAGAGAAGGAAGUUGCAGUGACUUUCAAUUCAAGCUUCAUGAACUGACAAGUUUGCUGGAAGAGAAGGAUUCUCUUAUAAAGCGUCAGUCAGAGGAACUCUCAAAGUUAAGACAAGAAAUAUAUUCAUCUCAUAACCAAACCUCCAGUGGUGGAAGGACUACCAUUACCACAAAAAAGUACAGGACACAAUAUCCAAUCCUUGGCCUUCUGUAUGAUGACUAUGAAUAUAUACCACCAGGUAGUGAUACACAGACUAUUGUGAUUGAGAAAACCGAAGACAAAUGGACUUGUUAUAACUUUGAAGAUGUUCAAAUACAAAGACGUACUGGUCAUAACAAUAACUAUCUAGGAUCUGAUGUGUUAAAGCACAAUGUUCAGCAAGAUGGUAAAAAAGGACCAAACUUCCUUUAA
Nannospalax galili (Upper Galilee mountains blind mole rat) is the source of this 1989-nucleotide messenger RNA. RefSeq names its product POF1B actin binding protein (gene Pof1b). Gene Ontology annotation, molecular function: actin filament binding. Gene Ontology annotation, cellular component: adherens junction; bicellular tight junction; actin filament. The transcript has 18 exons. NCBI's taxonomy places the organism in Eukaryota, Metazoa, Chordata, Mammalia, Rodentia, Spalacidae. The record is from RefSeq and is a predicted model, not a curated record. Gene Ontology annotation, biological process: epithelial cell morphogenesis; bicellular tight junction assembly; actin filament organization. Bases 103 to 1989 code for a protein of 628 amino acids.